Messenger RNA from Danio aesculapii, 776 nucleotides. RefSeq names its product cAMP responsive element modulator b (gene cremb). Lineage: Eukaryota; Metazoa; Chordata; Actinopteri; Cypriniformes; Danionidae. Gene Ontology annotation, cellular component: nucleus; ATF4-CREB1 transcription factor complex. Bases 45 to 482 code for a protein of 145 amino acids. The record is from RefSeq and is a predicted model, not a curated record. Gene Ontology annotation, molecular function: RNA polymerase II cis-regulatory region sequence-specific DNA binding; DNA-binding transcription factor activity, RNA polymerase II-specific. The transcript has 4 exons. Gene Ontology annotation, biological process: regulation of transcription by RNA polymerase II.
UCAAGCCCACCAGUCACACAGUCUGCAGAAAACGCACAGUCUCCAUGAGCCCGAACGGUAGUGUCCACUUCAUCCCCUGCCAGCAGAGAUAUGAAAACUUCUCUUCCUGGCCUAGAUCUCCCAUGAUGCAGUUUGCUGUCCACUCCAGGAAUGGCACUUACAUCGUCUCUGACAAUCAGGGCCAAGCCACCACUGGAGGUAUGUCAGGAUAUCAGAUGUCCUCUCCUGCAUCUGGUCUUUCCCAGGUCAUGGACAGCUCACCCGACUCUCUGCCCAGCCCUCAGCUUCUGGCAGAGGAGGCAUCACGCAAGAGGGAACUCCGACUGAUGAAGAACAGGGAAGCUGCCCGGGAAUGCCGGCGGAAGAAGAAAGAAUAUGUCAAAUGUCUCGAAAACCGAGUUGCCGUGCUUGAAAAACAAAACAAGACGCUCAUCGAAGAACUCAAGGCUCUUAAAGACAUAUACUGUAGCAAAACUGAGUAACCAAACACUAAAGACUGGUCCGUUUACAAAGCAAACACGCUUUUCGCGCAAUGUCUAGCCUAAUUUCGUAACAAUCGGAUAAGCUGACAUCUGCAUGGUUGUGUUGUCUCGUGUGCGAAAGAUGGUGACGUGUGAUUGUGUGUGCGCUGGAGGCCUGAGUCAGUGUGAUGUGUUGCCCCUGUUGCUUGUGCUUUUUGCAGGACGGCGGCCAAACAGUAUAGAAGCAGGAAGAGAGACUAUGUGCUGAGUUUAGAGACACGCAUCACCGUGAUUGAGAACGAGAACCAGAAACUU